AGUGCCAACCACACGAUGAGUCCACACACACACACAUGCUUGUUGAGUGACUAUUCCAGUUAUUUCACUGUGGUUUGUCCACUUGGGACGCAGACCCGCUUCAGCCAGGAGCCAGCCGACCAGACUGUGGUGGCCGGACAGCGGGCCGUGCUCCCCUGCGUGCUGCUCAACUACUCGGGGAUCGUGCAAUGGACCAAGGACGGGCUGGCACUGGGCAUGGGUCAGGGACUCAAAGCGUGGCCGCGGUACCGGGUCGUGGGCUCUGCAGACGCCGGGCAGUACAACCUGGAGAUCACCGAUGCCGAGCUCUCUGAUGAUGCCUCUUAUGAAUGUCAGGCCACCGAGGCCGCCCUGCGCUCCCGGCGGGCAAAGCUCACCGUGCUCAUCCCCCCAGAGGACACCAGGAUUGAUGGAGGUCCUGUGCUUCUGUUGCAAGCAGGCACCCCCCACAACCUCACAUGCCGAGCCUUCAGUGCCAAGCCUGCUGCCACCAUCAUCUGGUUCCGGGAUGGGACACAGCAGGACGGUGCUGUGUCCAGCACGGAACUGCUGAAGGAUGGGAAGAGAGAGACCACCAUCAGCCAAUUGCUCAUUAACCCCACGGACCUGGACAUCGGGCGUGUCUUCACCUGCCGGAGCAUGAACGAGGCCAUCCCCAGUGGCAAGGAGACUUCCAUUGAGCUGGAUGUGCACCAUCCUCCUACAGUGACCUUGUCCAUUGAACCACAAACAGUACAGGAGGGCGAGCGUGUUGUCUUUACAUGCCAGGCCACGGCCAACCCUGAGAUCCUGGGCUACAGGUGGGCCAAGGGGGGCUUCUUGAUUGAAGAUGCCCAUGAUAGUCGCUAUGAGACAAAUGUCGAUUAUUCCUUCUUCACGGAGCCUGUGUCCUGUGAGGUUCACAACAGAGUGGGCAGCACCAAUGUCAGCACUUUAGUUAAUGUCCACUUUGCUCCCCGGAUCGUAGUUGACCCCAAACCCACAACCACAGACAUCGGCUCUGAUGUGACCCUCACCUGUGUCUGGGUUGGGAAUCCCCCCCUCACCCUUACCUGGACCAAAAAGGACUCAAACAUGGGGCCCAGGCCUCCUGGCUCCCCACCCGAGGCUGCUCUCUCUGCCCAGGUCCUGAGCAACAGCAACCAGCUGCUAUUGAAGUCGGUGACCCAGGCAGAUGCCGGCACCUACACCUGCCGGGCCAUCGUGCCUCGGAUCGGAGUGGCUGAGCGGGAGGUGCCACUUUAUGUGAACGGGCCCCCCAUUAUCUCCAGCGAGGCGGUACAAUACGCUGUUAGGGGUGAUGGUGGCAAGGUGGAGUGUUUCAUCGGGAGCACGCCGCCCCCAGACCGCAUUGCUUGGGCAUGGAAGGAGAACUUCCUGGAGGUGGGGACCCUGGAACGCUAUACAGUGGAGAGGACCAACUCGGGCAGUGGGGUGCUGUCCACGCUCACCAUCAACAACGUCAUGGAGGCCGACUUUCAGACCCACUACAACUGCACUGCAUGGAACAGCUUCGGGCCAGGCACGGCCAUCAUCCAGCUGGAAGAGCGAGAGGUGUUACCUGUGGGCAUCAUUGCCGGAGCCACUAUCGGCGCAGGUAUCCUGCUCACCUUCUUCUUCAUCACCUUGGCGUUCUUCCUCUACCGGCGCCGCAAAGGCAGUCGCAAGGAUGUGACUCUUAGGAAACUGGACAUCAAGGUGGAGACGGUGAACCGCGAGCCACUCACAAUGCAUUCUGACCGGGAGGACGAUAACGCCAGCGUCUCCACAGCGACCCGGGUCAUGAAAGCCAUCUACUCGUCCUUUAAGGAUGAUGUGGACCUGAAGCAGGACAUGCGCUGUGACACCAUGGACACCCGGGAGGAGUAUGAGAUGAAGGACCCCACCAAUGGCUACUACAACGUGCGUGCCCACGAAGACCGUCCGUCUUCCAGGGCAGUGCUUUAUGCCGACUACCGUGCCCCUGGCCCUGCCCGCUUCGACGGCCGUCCUUCUUCCCGUCUCUCUCACUCCAGCGGCUAUGCCCAGCUCAACACCUACAGCCGGGCCCCAGCCUCCGAGUACGGCCCUGAGCCCACAGCCCCUGGCCCUGCUGCCCCAGCUGUCACUGAUACAACCAGCCAGCUGUCCUACGAGAACUAUGAGAAGUUCAGUUCCCACCCCUUCCCCGGGGCAGCAGGGUACCCCACCUACCGACUGGGCUACCCCCAGGCCCCGCCCUCUGGCCUAGAGCGGACCCCAUUCGAGGCAUAUGACCCCAUUGGCAAGUACGCCACAGCCACUCGAUUCUCCUACACAUCCCAGCAUUCGGACUAUGGCCAGCGCUUCCAGCAGCGCAUGCAGACUCACGUGUAGGGGUCAGAGCCUGGCUGGGGCAUCUCUGCGGGGCAGAGGAGAAGCUGUUCCCUGAUAUUCAGGGGCAUUGCUCGUUGCUCCUGUCUCCAACUAGCCUUCCUCCUACUGCCAAGGCAGGUGGGGAGCAGGUCUCCCAGAAACACCUCACCGAGGAUGGUGCUCUGUGCAUGUCCCAGCCUCCUGGGCCUGCCCUUUCCUCUUCUUCGGGGGUAUGUGUCUCUUCUGACCUGCGCUCAUGCCUGGCCCCAGCAUGGGAACAGGAAAGUGAAGGUUGUGGAGAGCAGAGGGGGCACUUUUUAGCAUUCCCUUUCUAUCCAGGCGUCAUAUGGGGAUAAGCAGGCUUUGGCCUAGGGGACAUGAAGUGUAGGGAUGGGUAGCUCUGGCACACAUGGGUGGAAACAGGAUGGCCUAGCUAGUCCCUCUGUCAUCUGCAUUCAUACCUGGUGCAUCUCUCCUUUCUCAGGACUGCAGAAGGGACCUGGACUUAUUUUCUCUCUGUCUACAGAAUAGCCCUGGCACUGAGUUCAAGGUCCACCAUCAUUCGGCUGAGAUUAAAAUGCCAGUCAUCCUGGCUGCCCACUGUGAAUACCUGCCUGUCAGCUGCAGAGGGAUCCAGGUGUCUCCAGUAGUGCUGCCCCCUUUCCUUCUUUCCGCUUGGUAACCAGAUAAAUGGGGGGAUGUGGUGGAGAAAGGAAAGGUCAGGAACCAUGUCCUGAUUCACCAGCAAGACUGCUGCAUGCUACCUAGCAGUUUCCAGAACCCACACUAGGAGCAGCCCACCCAAGCCCCUUUCUCUCUCCAGUCUCCCCACUUUCUGGCUUGAACUCUUGAGCCUCCCUGGGGAGCUGUGGGGUGAGGGUAGGGGUGCUAUAGUCUAUUUUUCAAAGACCAAAAAACAAAACAAAACAAAAAAACAAUGGAAACCUCAUUUGAAUAAAAUAAACAAACUAGGAAUUCUCCCACCAAAUACAGGUCCCAGAGGUCAGGGAAGAGGGCACCUGUUCUCCAUCAGAUUCCUAAUACCUAUUACUCUUUCAUUCUCCAAGCACUUUGAAUCCAUUUUCAAGCAUUCACGUGGUGAGACCUGUCUUGCAGGUGGGUUCUCACAGGCUUAGGGAGGGGACCUGGCUCUCAGACACCCUGUCUACCCCAGAGCCCAUAGCUGGUUAGAGGCCACCUUUCAGGAGGCAUGGGAGAUAUUCUCUUUAGACAGGUUUUGGUUAAGUGUCUUUUUUUGGUGGGGGGGUGGGGGGCGGAGAUCCAUCAUAUUCCUCCCUCCACAUUCAGUGCCUUGAGCUUUGGUUACCCUGCCCUGUAUAGGAGGCUGUGCAGGGAGCCGGUAUUGUGGGCCCCAGACACUCUGUCAAAAAUUGCAGGGUUUAGGGAACGGAUAGGUAAGGGGGCCUGAUAAGAGGAAGGGCGAACCGGAUAAAGUGGCACUGAGGGCACUGCAUUCAGCGAUAGCCCAUGCUGCCACCUCCGCCCCCAACCCCCACACACGUGCAAGCACACAUUCCACAUGGCCCUUCUCAGCCACCAUCCGCUGACCAAAGAACCAGCGCUCCAAAAAAGAACCCGUACCCCUGCCCGGCCUCGCCCUUCCAAGAAGCAGGGUCUGGUGUGCGCUCCUGACUCACUCAGCCCGGACUAGACAGGAGGAGCUUCCGGUACGAUGCCCAGAAAGCGCAUCGCCCUUUCUCGUGACCACCGUUCCUUAGUCAUGUACGCUUUAAUGAGUUACAUGCUCAUCAGCCACAGGCCAUCACCACUCUUGCGGGUUGGUCUGUGGGGUGACAUUCCCUGCCAUCCUCCUGCUGGUAAGGAUCGGCUAAUGCCCAGCAAGAAAGUAACUCUAGAUCUGGCCUCGCAGCUGCCUUGCGUCUCCAUCCUCCGUUUUAGCAGGGGCGAGCCCCGCGGACCUACCCUUCCCGAGACCUGAUCCAGGCUCCCGGCCACAUUCUACCCUCGGAAGCUGACCUUUUCCUGCGUUGUCCUUUUGUGUGAGCUCAGUUGAGAAGGCCUAUUCAGAAUGCGGGUUCCUCUGCAGACAGAGUCAUGCAUAUUUUUUUUAUUAUUACAGAAUCUAGAAGCCUUUGGUAAUCCAAACAGUUAAAAUCUAAAGAUGGUGGCUUUUGAAAUAGGAAUAUUCACCCCACCCCCGGACCUAAUUUUUAUUAAGGGUUUGGCUGAACUGUCUAUUUCCCCUUUUUUGUUUAAGCACUGGGCGCAUUUAUUGAACCAUGGCGAGGAGGGUGCUGAUGCUGCAGUUACCAUUAGUUUUCUGAGGCCUGAUACAGAGCUGCUUACUGUUCUCUGUUCCUUAACACAUUAACUGGGGCCUCCUGGGUACCAAGCAAGUGCUGCGGUGCAAGGCACAGGGAGAAAUCAGCCACCAAAGCCAUCUCUGUACACUGCAACCGACAGUGGUUGGAUCAGAAUCUGUUCUAUUACUAUUCUUGUGCACCUGGGUCGACACGCCUUUGAAAUGCCAGAGUACCCAUAGUUAGUGCAGACUCCACAGGUUUAAGGGCCUAACCUGUUAGGCCAAAUGGAACCACUUGUCUGGGGAGUGGAAGGUGCCCUUGAAUGUAGAGCUUUGUUGUCCAAAGAUGGAAUCCUCCAGUAUGGUGCCUCAGUACUUGAUGUGGUCAGCUUGGUGGUCCUGACCACCUUUGACCAUGUUGUUUUGGUCAAGGGGCUAGGAGUCAGGAGACCUGGAGCCUGAUUCUGAAGUUGACAUCUACUGAUUGUUGGCCUAACCUCUUCAUUGUCCCUGAUUUUUCUACCCUGUAAAGUGAGAGAAAAGGAUUGCACAAACCUGGAAUUUUUCUGCUCUUUCUGUAUUCAUUUGGUGAGGAGAAGAGGCCUAGGCAGUUGGGAACAGUAAGCUGAGGGAUGGAGUUGAAAGAUUCUCUUGAAAGAAGGUUUCACCACUGGCUUCAUUAUCCUGUUGGAAGUAUUAUGAAUGAAUUUCUACUAGGAACCCCUUAAACAGCAACAAAAAGCAUACCUUAAACAGCAACAAAAAGCUUACCCUAAACCUCAGUAAAAUUGAUGUGGGGUUAUCCUUUGGCCAUUGGGUAACUGUACUCCCCACUCAGAAUUCUGAAAGUUUUGUAAGGGUUUUUAUGGCCAAGGCAGGGCAUGGUGACUCCACCGUGUAUCCAGGUUUCCUCUGUGGGGAGAAAUGGGGGUAGCCACCUGCCACCCUAGUCUUUAGGAGCAUUUUCCUGGCCCAGGGACCACUUACUAAGUGAAGCCUGCAGGUGUCUUGAGCCAGAGGGCAAGGUGUGAGUACAGCUGACCCCUCUGUGAAGGAGCAGGUAGAAGCGCAGCUAGUAGAGGAGAAAUGGGUCUAGUGGUUCUGACAUAAAUUCAGGGUCGUGAAGAGGUUCUUGUGAUUCUGGGUGAGCCACUGUUUCUUUGAAGAGCACAGACCCAGGGAUGUAGUUGGGAAUGCAUUUAUUUUUGUGAAGAGGCUAUAAAAAUAGCAUUUAAAUAUUUCAUUUCCUAUUCCCUGUCUUCCCCUACCCCACCAACCUCCCCACAUCGUCCCCCCUCAUCUCUCCUCUCCUGGAGGCCAGCCUCUUUCUGAAAGUCCUCACCUUUAUCAGCUUAGUCCUGAAUUCCACCUCUGGGCUGACGGAGAGGACAGAACGAUGUGUGGCUUGGGAGAUGGAGGGAAGGGCAGAAUCUCAUUUUCUUACGUCACUGUGAGGGAGCUCCAGGCCCUGUUCCUGGAGAAAUAUUUGCUGUGCGGAAGUCACAGGCCAUAUUGGGUGGUUCUGGUAUAAGCCUACCCUUAAAAAAUUAUAAUAACUCCAUUUGCAUAUAACUAUCACUCAUUUCUACCAGUCUCCUGCCCCGACUCCUGGCUUUUUGAUGGCCCUAACCAAUGGCCUUGUCAAAUGGUGAUGGGCCAUUGGCUCUUAGUUUCUGGAGAUCUUCAUAUGCUGCCCCUGAGAAUACCCCUAACUGGAGAGAGAGCAGCUAAGCUGCCAAUACAAUCAAAUUCUCCACAGAUUUGGCUGCCUCCAAUAUCACCAGAAAGAGGCCCAGGGAUUCCCUGUGGUCACAUUUCCAACCCCAACCAUUCUUGGGAUUACAACCUCCAUUCUUGGCUUCAUGAAUUUUCUCCACCCAAAGCCCAAUGAUAAAUGGAUCCAUGAUGAUAA
This is a messenger RNA of Pteropus alecto (black flying fox), 6530 nucleotides long. RefSeq names its product kirre like nephrin family adhesion molecule 1 (gene KIRREL1). NCBI's taxonomy places the organism in Eukaryota, Metazoa, Chordata, Mammalia, Chiroptera, Pteropodidae. Gene Ontology annotation, molecular function: cell adhesion molecule binding. The coding region runs from base 16 to 2355 and encodes 779 amino acids. The record is from RefSeq and is a predicted model, not a curated record. Gene Ontology annotation, cellular component: cell-cell junction. Gene Ontology annotation, biological process: cell-cell adhesion. The transcript is spliced from 15 exons.